AACAAUUGCUGCUCAGUGUGAUACCGGCUUACAUAGCAGCCGAGGUUAAACGAAGGAUUAUACUUAAAAUGACCAGUUCAUGUACAACCAGUGAAGUGCAUCGGCCUCCAGCUAAGCAAAGAUUUCACGAGCUUUAUGUACAAAGGCACAACAAUGUCAGUUUACUUUAUGCUGAUAUAGUCAAUUUUACGCCGUUAUCUGAACAAUUGAGCGCUACCGAACUUGUUAGAACUUUGAAUGAUCUUUUUGGCCGAUUCGAUCAAAUUGCUCAGGAAUGCCAAUGCAUGAGAAUCAAAAUUCUUGGUGAUUGCUAUUAUUGCGUCUCUGGGCUUCCAGUUUCACGUCCAAGUCAUGCCAUCAACUGUGCUCAAAUGGGACUGGGAAUGAUUGAAGCAAUAAGGUCUGUUCGUGAAGCGACCAAUGUCAUGGUUGACAUGAGAAUUGGAAUUCACUCGGGAAAUGUACUUUGCGGUGUUAUUGGCCUCAUCAAGUGGCAAUACGAUGUUUGGUCAGAUGAUGUUACACUAGCCAUGCACAUGGAGUCAGGAGGAGUUCCAGGUCGAGUUCAUAUCACAAAGCAAACCUUACAUCUAUUGGAAGGUCGAUUCAAAACUGAACCUGGAAAUGGUCACCUUCGCAGUCCAUAUUUGGCCCAACAUCAGAUAGAAACUUUCCUGAUCGUUCCUGAACAGGGUUCAUGUGAUCAAAAUAGUCUUUCAGAUCAUCUAAAUGAUGGUCACUGUUUAAAAAGAAGCCCAAUGAAUUCAAGUUUUGUUAAACGUAAAGGUAAAUACAUGGAGCGUUGGGGAAACGAUAAACCCUUUUCAAAUACUUCGGAAUCAAUUUUAGCCAAAAAUAUAAGAUUAACUAGUGUAGCUCUAAUUGAAACUAAUCUUCUUCCCAAUUCACAUUUAUGCUGUGAUACUGAUACCCAUGAGAUGAACCCAAUGCUAUUAAUUUUUCGGAAAAGGACACUUGAACGAGAAUACAUUAGCCAUGAUGAUAAUUUAUUUUGUUAUCAUGUAAUCUGUUCGUCCAUUUCAUUUGCCUUUCUAAUUGCUGUUCAAUUACUUCUUCUUCCUGAUACAUGGAUAUCAUUUACGUUACUUGCUUCAACAAGCACGGUUUUAAUUACCAUUGUUAUCUUCAGUAUUUGGUCUCACAUUCAUGGUGAAUACAGUUCAAUACAACCAAGUCCUGUUUCUCAUUCAUCGUCUUCGUCUUCAUCAUCCGCUGAAGAUUCGUCAUCUCCCGUUGAAUCUUUCAUUGGUGUCCUUAACUCACCUAGAUGCAUAAAGGUGACCCUCUCUGUGAUUGGCAUUAUUUUUGUGGCCACUUGUAACAUCCUUAGUGUAACCUUUUUAACCUGUCCACCUACAUUACCAAAUGGUUCACCUCAAUCACCGACAGAGUCUAUCAACAUAACUUUAGGAGUCAACAAAUCAUUGACUAGCCAGGAAUCAAUAGUUAAUCCUGAUUAUAUCGAUUAUACUCUAUCUGAAUGUCAAGUGAUGAGGAAACAUUAUUAUCAGAUAUCACCGUUUCUUACAUUAUUCACAAUUUCCAUCUUAAUUCAUUUCAAUUUUCUUCUCAAGUUACUCAUAAUGUUACUCUAUUUGGCUGGAUUUAUAACUUCCCUGGUUCUAACGGAAACUGAUAAUCUGACAAUAGACUCUAAGCUGUCCAAGGAGGUCCACUUCGUUGCCCUGCUUUUCGUAAUAUCCUUACUUCUCGAUGUUCUUGAUCGUCAAGUUGAGUAUACUUCAAGGAGCGAUUUCUUGUGGCGAGCAAAGCUUAAAGUUGAACAAGAAGAGGUUGAAACCAUGGGAGGAAUCAAUAAGAUACUUCUUGAAAAUAUACUUCCAGCUCAUGUAGCUCAUCAUUUCCUUCAUUAUUCAAUGGCCAAUGAUGGCUCUAUUAAGGAACUUUAUGCAGAAAAAUAUGAUUCAGUGACUGUUAUGUUUGCCUCUAUACCAAAUUAUAUGGAAUUUUAUGAUGAAAAUGAUAUCAACAAGCAGGGUUUAGAGUGUCUGAGACUUCUUAAUGAAAUUAUCUGUGAUUUUGAUAAAAUGCUGUUGAAACCCAAAUAUAGUUGCAUUGAGAAAAUUAAAACUAUUGGAAGCACUUACAUGGCAGCUUCAGGAUUACAACCAGGCCAGGAAAAUUUAAAAGGUUCAGCUGGUCGAGAGGCUCACAAUGUUACUAUAUUGGUUGAAUACGCGAUAACAAUGAUGAGUAUUUUAGAGCAAAUCAAUAAGGAAUCGUUUCAAAGGUUCAAAUUACGAAUUGGAAUCAACCAUGGACCUGUUAUUGCUGGCGUUGUUGGUGCACAAAAACCUCAAUAUGAUAUUUGGGGAAAUACGGUGAAUGUUGCUUCAAGAAUGGAUUCUUGUGGCGUUAUUGGUAAAAUACAGGUAACUGGAGACACUGCAAGAGUAUUACAAGAAAGUGGCUAUGAAGUCGAGUGUCGAGGACAAAUUAAAGUUAAAGGCAAAGGAAAUUUAACAACUUAUUUUGUGAAAAUUACAAAUCAACACAAAUUAAUUAAUUAAAGUCGACAAAUCACAUUACAUUUCAAAUGAUAUUGUAAAUAAUGAAAUAUUUUGUUCCACCUCAAAUAUCAGCACAUGAAAUCUUUACAUUUCUUUACUUUUUGCAACUUGUGAAUCAACAUUUGGCCAAUAAUGUUUAAUCAACUAUUACAAGUAUUGUUACAAAAAUUAAAAAUUAAAAACAAUCGUCUGUAA
Tetranychus urticae (two-spotted spider mite) is the source of this 2747-nucleotide messenger RNA. Lineage: Eukaryota; Metazoa; Arthropoda; Arachnida; Trombidiformes; Tetranychidae. The record is from RefSeq and is a predicted model, not a curated record.